This is a messenger RNA of Brassica rapa (field mustard), 1129 nucleotides long. RefSeq names its product aquaporin PIP1-2. Gene Ontology annotation, cellular component: membrane. Lineage: Eukaryota; Viridiplantae; Streptophyta; Magnoliopsida; Brassicales; Brassicaceae. The record is from RefSeq and is a predicted model, not a curated record. Gene Ontology annotation, molecular function: channel activity. Gene Ontology annotation, biological process: transmembrane transport.
CUUCUCUGCAACACAUUAUUACACACUCAUCUAGAAAGAGAGAGAGAGAGAAGAAACUCAAGAGAUGGAGGGCAAGGAAGAAGAUGUUAGAGUCGGAGCCAACAAAUUCCCCGAGAGACAACCCAUCGGAACAUCGGCUCAGAGCGACAAAGACUACAAGGAGCCGCCUCCUGCGCCGUUGUUCGAGCCCGGCGAGCUUGCGUCGUGGUCCUUCUGGAGAGCCGGAAUCGCCGAGUUCAUCGCCACGUUUCUCUUCCUUUACAUAACUGUGUUGACCGUCAUGGGUGUCAAGAGGUCACCGAGCAUGUGUGCUUCUGUCGGAAUCCAAGGGAUAGCUUGGGCUUUCGGUGGUAUGAUCUUCGCUCUCGUCUACUGUACGGCUGGUAUCUCCGGUGGACACAUCAACCCAGCAGUCACGUUUGGUCUGUUUCUGGCUAGGAAGCUUUCGCUCACACGAGCUGUGUACUAUAUAGUGAUGCAGUGCUUAGGAGCCAUCUGUGGAGCUGGUGUGGUCAAGGGGUUCCAACCAAAGCAGUACCAAGCUCUAGGAGGUGGAGCUAACACGGUUGCUCCUGGUUACACCAAAGGAAGUGGUCUCGGUGCUGAGAUUAUUGGAACCUUUGUGCUAGUUUACACCGUCUUCUCCGCUACUGACGCUAAGAGAAACGCUCGUGAUUCUCAUGUUCCUAUUCUUGCACCUCUCCCAAUCGGAUUCGCUGUGUUCUUGGUCCACUUGGCAACCAUCCCAAUCACUGGAACUGGAAUCAACCCAGCAAGAAGUCUUGGAGCUGCAAUCAUCUUCAACAAGGACAACGCUUGGGACGACCAUUGGGUCUUUUGGGUUGGACCAUUCAUCGGUGCUGCACUUGCUGCUCUUUACCACGUGAUAGUCAUCAGAGCCAUCCCAUUCAAGUCCAGAAGCUGAUUUGAGUUACUCUUUAAAAAAAUGUUCCCUUAGUUUGCUUUCUUUUGUGAAUGUACUACUUGUGUGAAACAUCGUGUGUAUGUGUUGCUGCUCUACAUUGCCUGAUGCAAACUCUUAUACAACGGAACGACAUUCCCCUGAAAAAGUUGUAAUAUCUCCUCGUCUUUCAAAAUGAUUUCUAUAAUUGAACGUUCUGGGCAGGCA